This is a messenger RNA of Pochonia chlamydosporia 170, 2310 nucleotides long. Its product is annotated as glycosyl hydrolase. Gene Ontology annotation, biological process: ergosteryl 3-beta-D-glucoside catabolic process; carbohydrate metabolic process. The coding region runs from base 1 to 2310 and encodes 769 amino acids. Lineage: Eukaryota; Fungi; Ascomycota; Sordariomycetes; Hypocreales; Clavicipitaceae. Gene Ontology annotation, molecular function: steryl-beta-glucosidase activity. The transcript has a single exon. The record is from RefSeq and is a predicted model, not a curated record.
AUGGCUUCCUUUCGGCUGACGAUUGAAGAUGGCAAGUUUCGGGAUGGCCACGGUCGGCAAGUUGUACUACGUGGAAUCAAUGUCGCUGGCGACGCAAAGCUCCCUUCCGAACCCAAUCAACCAUCUCACAUCUCCCAAGACUUCUUUGACGGCGACAACGUCACGUUUCACGAGCGACCGUUUAGCAAAGAGGAUGCCCCAACUCACUUUGCUAGAAUAAAGCGCUAUGGAUUCAAUACCCUCCGCUACCUGUUCACCUGGGAGGCGAUUGAAGCAGCAGGCCCUGGCAUCUACGACGAGCAAUUCAUCCAGCAUACCAUCGAGGUAUUGAGAAUAGCAAAGGCCUAUGGCUUCUACAUCUUUAUGGACCCUCAUCAGGAUGUCUGGUCACGAUUCACCGGCGGUUCAGGAGCUCCUAUGUGGACUCUGUAUGCCUGUGGUCUCAAUCCUCAGAGCUUCGCAGCCACCGAAGCUGCCAUUGUCCAGAACACCUACCCCGAUCCCGAUACUUUUCCCAAGAUGAUUUGGUCGACAAACUAUCAUAGACUGGCUGCGGGUACCAUGUUCACGCUAUUUUUCGCCGGCAAAGACUUUGCGCCAAACUGCAUUAUAGACGGUGUGAACAUCCAAGACUACUUACAAGACCAUUUUAUCAACGCAUGUGCACAUCUGGCAAUGCGGAUACACGAAGCGGGCGAUUUGGAAAACGAGGUCGUUAUUGGCUGGGAGAGCAUGAAUGAACCGAAUAGAGGAAUGACGGGGUACAUCGAUUUGACAGUCAUCCCCAAGGACAACCCGUUGAAGAAAGGCACCUGCCCAACCAUGUGGCAGACUUUCUUGACUGGUAUGGGCAGGGCUUGUGAAAUCGAUACUUGGGAUAUGGGAGGCUUGGGCCCUUACAAGACGGGCACCACCUUGGUCGAUCCUCACGGCGAGAUUGCAUGGUUACCAGAGGGAUUCGACGAUUCCAAGUACGGCUGGAAGCGGCAUCCGGGCUGGAAACUGGGCGAAUGUCUGUGGGCGCAGCACGGUGUCUGGGACAUUGCAACAGACACAAUGUUGAAGAAGGACUACUUCUCCAAAAAUCCCAGAACCGGAAAGACCAUCGAUUAUCCUGAGUUUACAAAUACAUAUUUCAUGGAUUUUUGGAGGAAGUACAGCAAGGCUUGUCGAAACCACCACAAAGACUGCAUCAUGCUCAUGCAAUAUCCUACCUUGGAAUUGCCUCCCCAAAUCAAGGGAACUGAAGACGAUGAGCCGUUGUUGGUCUUCACCCCUCACUUCUACGAUGGCAUCACCUUGAUGACCAAGCAUUGGAACAGCACAUGGAAUGUCGACGUCGUCGGUGUACUUCGUGGCAAGUAUCUGCAUCCAGCGUUUGCCAUCAAAAUCGGAGAGACCGCCAUCAGGAACUGCUUGAAAGACCAGCUGGCGACGUUGCGGCAAGAGGGACUCGACAGAAUUGGCAAUCACCCGUGCUUGCUGACCGAAUUCGGUAUACCGUACGACAUGGAUGAUAAGAAGGCAUAUAAGACGGGGGAUUAUUCAAGUCAAUCUGCCGCACUCGACGCAAACUAUUUUGGCGUGGAAGGGUCCCAAAUCGAGGGACACUGCCUCUGGGUAUACACCGCCAUCAACGACCAUGAACGUGGUGACCAAUGGAAUGGUGAAGACUUGUCCAUCAACUCCAUUGAUGACAAGCUACCGCCUCUGUCUCCUCUUCCCAAGGCCUCACCAGCCAACCAGUCGGCAACAAGCCUUCUCAAAUUGUCAACUAUGAAUAAUAGGGACGCCGGCGACGACGACAGCGUCACACCUGCAAACCUUCAGCGCACCCUCACAACGCCAUCCAUAAGUUCUACCCGCUCAGCAAAGGAUCCCGAGUUGACUAAUGCUCCCGGGUACCGAGCUGCGGAGGCCUUUAUUCGACCAACACCGACAGUGGUGGCGGGUGACGUGUUGUCCACAGGCUUUGAUCUUCGCAAGUGUUUAUACAACCUAAAAGUAUCAGCACCAAAACCUGCAAGCGACGAUGCGCCAACCAUUAUUUUCCUUCCAGAGUACCACUUUCCUAAAGAUCAGGCCGAAGUUACUGUCUCUGCUGGCAAGUGGGAGCUCAGUUCGGAUGACAGCGAGGGUCCUAUGCUUCAGCGCUUGAAGUGGUGGCAUCCGGAUGGGGAGCAGACUCUCAGCAUUCAAGGUGUGGUGAGAAAGCACAAUGUACCAGAAGGAUCAACUGAGGAGGCUGGUUAUCUGGAACAAUGCCAACAAGGCUAUGGCUUCAACUUCGGCAACUGCACAGUUAUGUAA